Messenger RNA from Penicillium brevicompactum, 1353 nucleotides. Its product is annotated as proline iminopeptidase. The transcript is spliced from 9 exons. The record is from RefSeq and is a predicted model, not a curated record. The coding region runs from base 1 to 1353 and encodes 450 amino acids. Gene Ontology annotation, biological process: proteolysis. Lineage: Eukaryota; Fungi; Ascomycota; Eurotiomycetes; Eurotiales; Aspergillaceae. Gene Ontology annotation, molecular function: peptidase activity.
AUGACUGCAAAACUGAUUGACCGCAGAUUCCACAAUGUCCCAGGCAAGCUUCGGAUAUCCGAGCUUUUCUUUGAUGUCCCGGUGGAUUACAGCAAGCCCGCCGGGGACACCCUGAGACUCUUUGCGCGCAGCAUUGCCCGUAAAAACACACCCAUUGAGCCCGCUCAGGAAGACAGCAAAGCAGGAAAGCUUCCUUGGUUGGUUUAUUUGCAAGGUGGCCCUGGGUUUGGAUGCGGUACCCCGCAAUCUUACCCCUGGGUGGACUUUAUCCUCAGCAAAGGUUAUCAGGUGUUGUUCCUCGAUCAACGAGGCACUGGUCUUAGCUCGACCAUCACCGCUGGGACGCUGGCGCGCCAGGGUGAUGCUAUCAAGCAAGCAGAGUAUCUGAAAAACUUUCGCGCGGACAACAUUGUCCGGGAUUGUGAGGCAAUUCGUAAUAUCCUGACAAAAGACUACCCAGAAGAUCAGCGCAAGUGGAGUAUUCUUGGGCAGAGCUUUGGUGGCUUUUGUGCAGUGACGUAUCUCUCGAAGUUCCCAGAGGGUUUGAGAGAGGCUUUUCUCACUGGCGGUCUUCCUCCUCUAACCAAUGGACCGGAUCCUGUGUAUGCGAAGACCUAUGAAAAGGUAAAGCUGAGAAAUGAAGCUUACUACGAGAAGUACCCUGAGGACGUAGAGCGUGUCAAAAGGGUCAUGCUGUAUCUCCAGCAGAACAACAUCAAGCUUCCCUCUGGCAAGCUUACUCCAGCCCGCUUCCAGCAAUUAGGCAUUUUGUUUGGUUUCCACGGUGGCUUGGAUACUUUGCAUGACAUCGUUGUGAGGGUCUGUAACGAUUUAGAUAUCUUCGGUUUCCUCACCCUGCCUACUCUCUCUGCCAUUGAUGGCAACGGAGGCAUGGACAAAAAUGUCAUCUAUGCUAUCCUCCAUGAGUCAAUCUAUUGUCAAGGAAAAUCCUCGCUCUGGUCGGCAGACCGGCUGCGCUCCAGCGACCCACAGUUCACAAUUUCCGACUCGGUUCCUGCGAUUUACUUCACUGGCGAGAUGGUCUUCAAGGAUAUGUUUGAAUCCUACUCGGAACUCGAGGAGCUCAAAGAUGUGGCCCAAAUACUGGCUACCACUGACGAAUGGCCUGCGCUCUAUGAUGAGGCCCAGCUAGCCAGCAACACGGUUCCGGUGUAUGCUGCAACCUAUAUCGAGGAUAUGUAUGUCCACUUCGAUCUGGCUACUGCCACUGCUUCCAAGAUCAAGAACAGUAAGCAGUUCAUCACCAACACCAUCUACCAUGAUGGGCUGCGCAGCAAGUCUAGCGAAAUAAUGCGUCAACUCUUCAACCUUCGGGAGGACUCGGUUGACUAG